Molecule: messenger RNA, 1446 nt
Organism: Suillus fuscotomentosus
Lineage: Eukaryota; Fungi; Basidiomycota; Agaricomycetes; Boletales; Suillaceae
Exons: 6
Coding region: 1-1446 (481 amino acids)
Source: RefSeq, a predicted model, not a curated record
AUGUCCGAGCAUGGUCCAACCCUGCUGCAGAGCAAACCUCUUUCACCGGGAAUCGCAAGUGCGCAACCCUCUCCAUCUUCCUGCUCGCCAGGCAGUCCAGCUCACACAAUGAAAAUCACCCAGAAUGCAGACAUUGCUGCGACCAUUUUGGACAUGCUCAUGAUUACUGACAUCACCUCCAUCAGCCGGACUUGUCGAAUGAUGAGUCAGUUGGGCCAACAGGUUGUGCAGAGAAGGCUGGCACGCCUGUUGGUGCCUUUCAUAGGAGACCAUCUCUCCAUUUUCCUCUCAGCCUUGCGACACCUUGAUGGUGUCAUAACCGGGUCUACCAUGCGAGCCAUGGUGGGACUCGAUGAGGGCUACACUGUACGGGAUCUCAACAUCCUUGUCCCACACCAGCACUUCGACGAUUUGGAUGCCACACUCGAGCAGACCAUUGGAUUUACACCCACAUUGACCAUACCCCAUCUGGCCAUCGCACCUUCGGUUGUGCAAAGUGUCUUGCACAUUGUUCUAAGUGCCCCCACGACUGCAGACAUGGCAUUCAUGACUACUGGUGGAGUCUGCUACUUUUAUCCUGAGUGGUUUGAAGAACGAUUGGCCAUUCAAACCCGCACCGGUGAUUUGGUCCCAUGCAACCAAAAACUGGGAUGCGCCGGUGAACUGCAUGAUGUCUUUGACGUGCAGAGAGGCACUGCCUUCCUCCGGAUCCCUUGCGGCAAGCAGUGUCCCACAUACUGGCACCAUGUCGAAGACAAACACCUCCGUAUGUCAGUCGACUGGGACCAGGACGAUUCCGUGACGAGGGUUUGCCACAACAUUGAUGUUGAAUGGCGGUUGAAUACAUUGUGUGUCAAUGCACGAUGUCCUCAUUGUGUGACCGUGAUGAUGCGAAACAUUGUCACCACAGGGGCAUCUAACUGCGCAGAUGUCAAAUUCCUGCCGACACUUCCUCCAGCUGGUGGCAGACCCCCAACAUUGGAUGACCUUGAUGUGAAUUAUUGGGUCAAACAGCGCCAUGCAGCCGACUGCACAGCUACUCGCCGUCACCUGUGUCGCACCUUUACCAAAGUUCCUGGAAGCCACGUUACGUUGGACGGUCACUAUACAUUGUAUGUGGAAACCCCUCAUCCAUCUAUCCGACGCAGUCGCCUACUCAGCAGAAUGGCGUCCAUGAGUGGUUCCCGAGAAACCUUUCAGGGCAGCGUGUUGGUAGUCAAGCAAAUGAAAGACACGCCAUACCACCUCAUGAAUAUGACCAAGAGAGACCAACUCCUUGCCAACUUCCUGAUAUCAAGGUCUGUCCAAGUCAUCGCCUCAGACAGGAUCGCACUGAAAAAGACCGCAGCGCCAUCCAUUCACGCACAUUUUUGUAGCAAGGGUGGACGCCACUGGAAUCAGAUGUCAUAUACAGGUCACAAUACACAAACUCGUAUUGCUGUAUGA